AUGCCACAAGAACUAAUGAGAGGACUAAAGGAUUUGGUGUCCACAAGCAGUGGAGAUUAUGAACUUGCUCAACGUAAAGCUGAAGAAACAGCUAAGAGAAGGUACCAAGCGGUGGCAUGGCUGCGACAAAUGGACCAAGCCGCGGCGGCGACGCUGCCGGAAAAACCGUCGGAGGAAGAGUUCUCUCUCGCCCUCCGCAACGGCCUCAUUCUCUGCAACGUCCUCAACAAAGUCAAUCCCGGUUCGGUUCUCAAGGUGGUGGAGAAUCCCGUCACGCUAGCAAUUCAAUAUGCAGACGGAGCGGCUCAAUCCGCGAUCCAGUUUUUCGAAAACAUGAGGAACUUUCUCAAAGCUGUAGAGGACAUGCAGCUCUUAACUUUUGGAGCUUCCGAUCUCGAAAAGGGAGGCUCGUCGAACAAAGUAGUAGACUGCAUUUUGUGCUUGAAAGGGUUCUACGAGUGGAAGCAAGCAGGUGGGAUUGGAGUGUGGAGGUACGGAGGCACUGUGAGGAUCGUCUCGUUAAACCCGAAAGGCUCGAGUUUGUCUCUUGGUGGUAGCGAAAGCAACACCGAUGAGUCUGUCUCUUUGGAUGAGUCUGAGUCUUCUUCUCAGUAUGAACAGCUUUUGGAUUUUCUUCACCUUUCUAAUGAGAUGUCAACUGAAGAAUCUGAGACUGCAAUCUCCAUGGCUUUUCUUUUCGACCAUUUCGCUGUUCAGCUUCUACAUGCUUACCUUAAGGAGAGUGAUGGGAUCAGUGAUCUGCCUUUAAAUGAAAUGGUGAUUGAUACUUUGCUCAACAGAGUGGUUAAAGAUUUCUCUGCUAUACUAGUUUCUCAGGGGGCUCAGCUAGGCUCGUUUCUAAGGAAGAUACUGAAAUGUGAUGUUAAAGAACUGUCAAGAUCAGAGUUUAUAGAAGCAGUCUUGAGAUAUCUUCGGCACAGGAAAGAACUGGUGUCAAAGGAUUUUUCAAAGUUUUGUAAAUGUGGCGGAAAGGUUGAGAUUAUCGGACCAAGCGUCGUCUCUGAGCUUUCUUCUGAUCAUGCAGAAGCUGUUUUUCUUCAACAGAAAGAGUUAGAGGAAGUAAAAUCAAAUUUCAUGGAAGCAAAAUUCCAAGUUGAACAAAUGCAGUCAGAGUGGCAAGAAGAGAUUCAAAGGAUAGUGCAUCACGUUAAGUCCAUGGAAGUUACAUCUUCCUCUUACCACAAGGUUCUUGAGGAAAAUCGUACACUUUACAAUGAGGUUCAAGAUCUUAAAGGGACCAUUAGAGUCUACUGCAGAGUUAGACCUUUCUUACAAGAACAAAAAGAUACGCAAUCAACUGUGGAUUAUAUCGGAGAAAAUGGUGAUAUUAUGAUUGUCAAUCCUUUCAAGAAGGAAAAAGAAGCUCGGAAAAUAUUUACUUUCAACAAAGUAUUUGCACAGAACGUCUCACAAGAGCAAAUCUACGUUGACACUCAACCGGUUAUAAGAUCCGUCCUUGAUGGAUUCAACGUUUGCAUCUUCGCGUAUGGGCAAACUGGUUCAGGGAAAACAUAUACAAUGAGUGGACCAGAUUUAAUGACUGAGACAACUUGGGGAGUGAACUACCGAGCUCUACGUGAUCUCUUCCAUCUUUCAAAUGCAAGAAAACAUGUGGUGGCUUAUGAAAUCGGAGUCCAGAUGAUCGAAAUAUACAACGAACAACUGCAUAUUCUCUUCGACGUUUUCCUUGACUAUCUUCUCACAUUAGACAUACGCAAUAACUCGCAACUCAAUGGACUUAAUGUACCUGAUGCAAGCUUGGUUCCAGUUUCUAGUACUAGAGACGUUCUUGAUUGGAUGAGGAUUGGCCAAAAGAAUCGUGCAGUGGGUGCUACGGCUUUAAAUGAGAGAAGCAGCCGUUCUCAUAGUGUCUUAACCGUUCACGUCCAAGGGAAAGAGUUGGUCUCAGGAUCCAUCUUAAGAGGCUGCCUUCAUCUUGUGGAUUUGGCUGGAAGUGAAAGAGUAGAAAAAUCCGAAGCUGUGGGAGAGAGACUCAAAGAAGCUCAACACAUAAACAAGUCGUUGUCUGCGUUAGGUGAUGUCAUCUCAGCACUUGCACAAAAGAGUUCUCACGUUCCUUACAGAAACAGCAAGCUUACACAAGUUCUGCAAGAUUCCUUAGGUGGGCAAGCUAAGACUCUAAUGUUUGUGCACAUUAACCCUGAAGUUAACGCGGUAGGAGAGACUAUAAGUACACUCAAGUUUGCUCAAAGAGUUGCGUCCAUUGAGCUUGGAGCAGCUCGGUCAAACAAAGAAACUGGCGAAAUUCGAGAUCUUAAAGAUGAGAUAUCAAGCCUUAAAUCGACAUUGGAGAAGAAGGAAGCAGAGCUUGAACAACUACGAGCAAGUAGCAUCAGAAACACAACAACUGAUUGUCAGAAAGCAAGAGCGGUUUCUCCUUUCCAUAUUCCAAGAACAAAGGCUGAAGCAAGUCCACAGCCAAAUGACAAUACCAGAAGCCACGAGACUAGAAGUUGCUCAACUGAUAAGCAGAGAAAGUCAGGGUUUCAAUCUGCGUUGAGAAACAGAGAAGCAAGCCCAAAGAUGAUGAAUCCAAGAUCACCAUCUCCUCCGAGUAGAAGAUCAAUAUCAACUGAUAGAGGAUCGUCCAUUAAAAGUAGGAAUAAGCCAGAAGUUACUCAAAACCUUCCGGUUUCAAGAACACCUUUCCCAGCUAGAGUACCAGUUUCCAAACCCUUUUCAACUGUUCCAUCAAACCCAUCAGCAAGUAACAACACUUUAGAGACAUUUCACAGUCAUCAGAAGUUAAGCGCGCGAAAGCUCUUCCCUGAGACUGAUGAGCAACAGAUGAGGCACGCACUUAACAUACGUCAAGGUGGUGUUAAGAAGACGAAAGCAGAGAGCAGUAAAGCCAAAGCAUCGCCAGGUAGGUUUCAGAAACUCGAUGUCGGGAUUAGUUUGCGUUCUGAGGCAGAUUCUGAAACGAAGGUGGGAAGUUAUCAGUUCCAAAAGGGGAACAACAACAGUGUGAUGCACUCAAGAUUCCAAAAAUUCGACGUUGGUAUCAGUUUGUUCUCUGAUCUCUGUACCGCUGACAAAUCAGAUUCAACACUCAAGAGUGAUUCCUCAGAGACGGACAACGACGUUGAACCAGCUUUGAAAUUCAAGAAUUCACAGAGAAGCUUCUCAAGAAACUCUCAAAACCACAACAAAUUAAGGACGAUUUAUGCUCAUGAGGACACUUCACUCGUGAAUAAACUGGAGGAUAAGCCUUCAAGUGGUAUGAAAGAAGGUAAUAGUAAUGUAUCUAUGCCUGAGUUUAGGAGAAGUCGUUCAACGAAUCGUGGAAAGUUUAUGGUUUAA
Molecule: messenger RNA, 3345 nt
Organism: Microthlaspi erraticum
Lineage: Eukaryota; Viridiplantae; Streptophyta; Magnoliopsida; Brassicales; Brassicaceae
Source: the annotation of a GenBank genome assembly